This is a messenger RNA of Seriola aureovittata, 2440 nucleotides long. RefSeq lists its product as uncharacterized. The transcript has 2 exons. Gene Ontology annotation, biological process: bicellular tight junction assembly; cell adhesion. Gene Ontology annotation, cellular component: bicellular tight junction; plasma membrane. The coding region runs from base 306 to 1751 and encodes 481 amino acids. The record is from RefSeq and is a predicted model, not a curated record. Lineage: Eukaryota; Metazoa; Chordata; Actinopteri; Carangiformes; Carangidae. Gene Ontology annotation, molecular function: structural molecule activity.
GCUGUACUUGUUAUAAGGGCUUCUGUGUUGAUCUCUGAAACUCUGCCGUGUCUCGUUUCCACUGCUGCUGUGAAGCAACUGGUCAGGUGAGAUGUCUUCACAAACCAGUUUCAGCUGAGAGCCCUCACCAGAAAACUCCUCCUCUGACUUAACAACGAAACCUGCCGGCAAGUCACUGUCGGCUUCUCCUCCGAGUGGGCAAUAAAAACCACUACCUGCUCCUUUGUCUCCUCUCACACAUAAAUUACCCCGUCUCUCAGCAACGCGCAGUCUUACCUCUGUGAGGAGAUCGGCAGAGCUGCAGCAUGGUGUCUAGCGGAAGGCAGAUUCUGGGGACGGCCCUGGCCAUCAUCGGCUUUCUGGGGAGCAUCAUCAUCUGCGCUCUCCCCACCUGGAAAGUCACGGCCUUCAUCGGUGCCAACAUCGUCACUUCUCAGGUGAUCUGGGAAGGUUUGUGGAUGAACUGUGUGACACAGAGUACAGGCCAGAUGCAGUGCAAAAUCUACGACUCUCUCCUGGCCUUGCCUCAGGACCUGCAGGCCGCCAGAGCACUCGUGGUCAUCGCCAUCAUCGUCGGGGUCUUUGGGAUCCUCCUGGCCGUGGUCGGGGGCAAGUGCACCAACUUUGUGGACGACGAAAGGCAAAAGUGCAAAGUGGCCAUCGCUGCUGGAAUCACCUUCCUCAUCGCAGGCCUCUUGGUGCUCAUCCCCGUCUCCUGGACCGGCAACACCAUCAUUCGUGAUUUCUACAACCCCCUCAUGACCAACGCUCAGAGGAGGGAGCUCUGCACCAUGGCCUCCAUGGGGAUGCAGAUGCUGGCCAGCGCCCUGUGCCUCCUGGGCUGGGCAGGGGUCAUCAUCAGCUGCAUACUGCCCAUGUGGAGGGUCACAGCCUUCGUGGGCAGCACCAUCGUCACCUCCCAGACCAUCUGGGAGGGCAUCUGGAUGACCUGCGUGGUGCAGAGCACAGGGCAGAUCCAGUGUAAGCCGUACGAGUCCCUCCUCGCUCUCACCGCUGACCUGCAGGCCGCCAGGGCUCUCACCGUCCUCGCCAUCACCACAGGCGGCAUAGGCCUGAUCCUGGCCUUCGUUGGAGGGAAGUGCACUCGCUUCUUGGAUGAACAAGGAGGCGGGGCAAAGGGCAAGGUGGCUGUAGCAGCAGGGGCGGUGUUGAUUACCACAGGACUGCUGUGUUUGAUCCCCACAUCUUGGGCGGCGGGGGCGGUGGUGAGGAAGUUCUACAGCGCGUCCAUUGAUGCUCAGCGGAGGGAGAUUGGAGCCUGUCUCUACAUCGGCUGGGGAGCAUCCAUCCUGCUCAUUCUGGGAGGGGGUUUGUUCAUCAGCUCUGCGUGCCCCCUCAAAGCCCAUGACGCAGACAAAAGCCCCUCCGUCCGCUACCUGGUGGUCCGCUCCUCCAACGGGUCCAGCCAGGCAGCUUCUCAUCGCAAGGCUCAGCCUGUCGGAGACGUCUUCUCCCGGUCUCAAAGCUACGAGGGAGCGUCCACGAAGUCUCAGCCGUACACCAGGCCUCCCUGGGAGGACAGACCUGAGCAGGGCAAUGGCCUGGAGUCAGAAAGGUCAUGGGCACCGUCAACAAAGUCUCAGAUGAAGAGACCGGAGUCGACAAAAUCUGAACAGAGUGAGGCGUUGUCGACAAAGUCUCAGCUGAAACAAGCAGAAAUGGAAGAGGAUUCAUCAGUCAAGAGUGACAAUGAGGAUGCGUCCUCAAACCCAGCAAGAACAUACCUAUAAUGAUGGGCACACACACGCACUUACAUUUAACAUACCAUAGCGAAGUUUAAAGUCCUGGGAGUUAUUUAGAAGUAGUUGUUUACUUAUUUUAGUGACGUAAAGUAGCUGAUGAGGUAUAAUUAUCUUCAUACUCUGAACUAUAUUCAUCAAUAAGCAGGAAAAAUGUUACAGCUUUAAGAUGUAAGGUGCACUAAAACUGAACUUCAAACCAAAUACACAAAUCCAGGUGCAAGUGAAGUAUGUUACAGUUGUAUUUUUUUUUUAUUGUUAAUUGUGCUGGCAGUUGUUUUUUCUCGUUUCUCGUUUAAAAUGCUGUGAGCCUGAAUCUAUUCAUAUGUAUAAUGUUUCCUCAGGCGUUCCAGCUCGUCUGUGUCAGACAUACUGUUUGCCUGAAUGCAACAUGAGAAAAAAAACCUUUUGUGUUGCAUCAGCUGCAAAAUUGCUUUUGUUAACAGGGUUUCUGUAAAGAUUCAGAUGUUGCUUUUUUUUUAUCUCAACUGUGAAAUGUGAUUUGAAGUUUUAUUUUGUUUGAACAGAUAUAUUUACUUUUCAAUAAAUGACUACAAUGUGAUCAAGGAAGUCACAGCCUGUUUUCAAUAAGGGUUAUUAAACAUGCAAAAAUGUCAGAGAUGAGCUGAAUAGAUCCUUUCAGAAUCCCUCCUGGACUUUCAGUCCUCCUCCUGGCUAUU